Molecule: messenger RNA, 1909 nt
Organism: Puntigrus tetrazona (Sumatra barb)
Lineage: Eukaryota; Metazoa; Chordata; Actinopteri; Cypriniformes; Cyprinidae
Exons: 4
Coding region: 723-1376 (217 amino acids)
Biological process (GO): ubiquitin-dependent protein catabolic process
Cellular component (GO): cytoplasm
Molecular function (GO): ubiquitin protein ligase activity
Source: RefSeq, a predicted model, not a curated record
AUGACUUCAUCUAUUGUUGACUCUCUGUUUGGUUUACUGCACAUGUAUCAGUGGGGUCUAAUUUUAGUCGCCCCUUUGAAUGCACUUUCUAAGGUGCUUAACAUUUAUAGUAUCUGCUUAAAUGAUAAUCCAGUUCACUGAUGCCUCUCACGCUCAGUUUGUGUAGGUUAUAUGAGGUAAGUAAACAUGGGUUGUGCUUUCAUGUCUGUUUUUUAAGACUUUUUAAAUUUAAGGAUGUUUUUUUUUUUAUUUUAACGUCUCAUUAAUCUAAAGAUGAGAAAAACCGAAUAUGUUACUUUGGCAGCAUUUUUUUUCGUGCCAGAGUUACCAACCUAGAUAUCAUUUUACUUCUUUAUUUUCCAAGAAUGCAUUCUAUUAGCGUGCGAUACACGCGGUGCCCAAGUAUUUAGAACGUUCUGAACCGAUCUGGAGCGGGAUUCUUCCAGAGAGCUUUGAGAAUCCCCUCCCUCCUCUCCCAAGCCCCCACCUUUCUCCUAAACAGAUUAUUGAGGAGUUAAAGGAGCUUGUAUCGGUCCCUGUGUCGUCUCUAUGAGGCUUAGAGCUCCAGAGGAAACAGAUGGGAUAAGAAAACCAGGGGAUCUAAUUACAGAGGCUUAAUCAGCAAUACAAGGCCCGUCCAGAACCCAGCCGCAAGCUUCAAGCCGCUGCUCCUUGCGGCUUCUCUCUCAGAGGUAUUCGUCUCGAAGACGGCUCCAUUUAACAUGGAGAACGAGGAAGAGGAAGAUGAAAUCUUUACCACAUUUCAGGGAGGAUAUGAAAGGCAGGAAGAAGUGGAGGAGCAGGAGGAAGAAGAAGAAGAAGAAGAGCAAGAGGAAGAUGAGCCAGAGGCUGAGAGAAAGAGCAGCUGGGAUGUCCCAAUUCCAAGCCGAUCGCUGGCCAGUCGCAGAGCUUCACUUCCAUGUCCGGCUCAGCUGAAUGCGAUGCAUCUGAGUCGUCUGCACGCUGCCACCACGAGUCCUAGCCGCUGGCUUCAGAGCGGCGAGGCUCGACCGUGCUCUCGCUCCAAUCAUGUUGCCAAUAGUGAGGAGGGAGAGCACACCAAGAGCAGCGCAUGUGAACGAUGCCCGCAUGCCAUCCCAACCAUCCCUGAGGUGCACGAGCCUCUGGAGAGAAAAGCUCGGUUUAGGAGCCGCAACGUCAUGUCUCUGAGUGAUGCGGACAGUUUGUGUCUGAUCUGCCAUGACGACCUACGCAAAGGAGGAGGAGUUAUCAGAGAGCUUCACUGUUCCCACAGCUUCCACAGUGAGUGCAUAGAGGAAUGGCUGUGGACCAAGCAGACCUGUCCCACGUGUCAAAAGCAUGUUGCCAUGCCAGAGCCCCUGUACUGGACAUCUACCCGAGUAAUAGUGCCCUGAGCUCUUCCAGCUCCCGAUCAAACUACUUUGGACAUCAGAAGGCUAACCAAAACAUCAGACAUGAAGGCGGAUGAAGAGACGGCUACAAAAAAGGUUAUUCGGGAGAAACAGAUUAGCAGAGCAUUUCUUUGUACAAUUUUUUUUUACAUCAUAUUAAGCAAAUGUGUUUUCUAUUGUGUAUAUCUUUUUUUCUGCAGAAAUGUAAGCAAACUUCACAAGCUGUAUAAAGUUGUACAGUUAUACAUUUUACUCACUAUAUUUAUAAAGUAGGCCUACUUGCAUCGAUCUGUUUUCACAACAUGUAACUAAUGUAAUACUAUAAACAAAAGUGUAGGCCUGCGUUUACCAGGAGUGAACUUGAGUAAAUGUGCUUCUUUACUGUAAUUGAGUACUAUUUGGUGAAUUUGUUCAUGCGGUAUUUCACUGAUCAUCCCGACAUAGAAAAAUCUAAAUCAAAAUCACAUUCCUGUGAUGUAUUUACUAAGCUUUAAUCGAAAACAGCCAAUAAAAUCUAUUUCAAUGCUGUCAUCAUA